AUGGACAAAUAUGAAAAAAUACGGGAUAUAGGAAAAGGAAACUAUGGGAAUACAAUACUCGUUAGGGACAAAAAAAAUGAUCAUUAUGUAAUGAAAAUAAUAAACAUCUCCCAGAUGUCCCAAAAGGAAAAAAGGCAGUGUUUGAAGGAAGUUGAACUACUAUCAAAACUAAACCACCCGUUUAUAGUAAAGUAUAUAGAAAGCUACAUAGAGGGAGAUACACUCCGAAUUGUUAUGAAAUAUUGUAAAGGUGGAGACCUAUACCACUAUAUUCAAAAUAAGAAGAAACAAAAUACACCUAUAAAAGAAAAGCGUAUAUUAAUUUGGUUCACUCAAAUUCUAACCGCUUUAAAAUUUCUUCACUCAAACCAUAUUUUGCACCGAGAUAUGAAGUCGCUGAACAUUUUAAUAGACAGCGACAAGAGAGUACGACUGUGCGAUUUUGGAAUUUCGAAGGUUUUAGAAAAUACCUUAGAUUAUGCCAAUACGUUAAUAGGUACCCCUUAUUAUUUAAGCCCAGAAUUAUGUAAAGACAAAAAAUAUAGCUGGCCUUCAGAUGUAUGGGCUACUGGUUGUCUCAUUUAUGAGUUAGCCACGUUCAGAACUCCUUUCCAUUCGACCAAAGGGAUUCAACAGUUGUGCUACAACAUAAGAUAUGCCCCGAUACCCGAUUUGCCAAAUAUAUACUCGAAAGAACUCAAUAACAUUUACAAGAGUAUGCUAAUAAGAGAGCCAAAUUACAGAGCCACCGUUCAGCAAUUAUUAGUUUCUGACAUUGUUCAGAUAUUAAUUGAAGAGAAAAUAAGAGAAAAACAAAGCAUGAAAAAGCCGUUAAAAGAAAAGCCCGCAAUGGACAAUGACAACUCGGGAGCAAACGAACAGGAAGUUAAAACACUACUACUAGAUGUUAUAGACACGUAA
Molecule: messenger RNA, 921 nt
Organism: Plasmodium malariae
Lineage: Eukaryota; Apicomplexa; Aconoidasida; Haemosporida; Plasmodiidae
Product: serine/threonine-protein kinase NEK4, putative
Exons: 7
Coding region: 1-921 (306 amino acids)
Biological process (GO): protein phosphorylation
Molecular function (GO): protein kinase activity; ATP binding
Source: RefSeq, a predicted model, not a curated record